Meleagris gallopavo (turkey) is the source of this 7058-nucleotide messenger RNA. NCBI's taxonomy places the organism in Eukaryota, Metazoa, Chordata, Aves, Galliformes, Phasianidae. The record is from RefSeq and is a predicted model, not a curated record.
GGCACCACGGCCCCUUGCCCCGCCGUCGGGGACGGUGGCCGGCAGGAGCGAGGGGGCAGAGUGCGGCCAUGGAGGACGGGAAGUCUACUUCGCCGCCUGGUGCUGACGGUGGGGAGGAGGAGGAUGACCUCGGAUACCGGCUUUUCCCCGAUCGCAAGAAGGAGCCGCAGAGCUUCUUGGUUCGCAGCCUCUUCACCUUCCACAACAGAUCCGUAUGCUCAACUGCUUAUUGCGGCCAUGAAGCAGUCUGGCUGCACUGUUUUCAACGAUCGGCACUUUUCUUGUGAAAACUGUGAUGGCUGUGUCAGCGGAGGUUUCGAUUCUGCCACUUCUCAGAUUGUUCUGUGUCAGAACAACAUUCGCCACCAGUCCCAUAUGAACCGAGUGGUUGCGCAUGAAUUGAUACAUGCUUUUGAUCACUGCCGUGCUCAUGUUGACUGGUUUAAAAAUGUCAAACAUUUGGCCUGCUCAGAGAUUCGAGCUGCUAAUCUCAGUGGAGACUGUACACUGAUGAAUGAAAUAGCUAGAUUUAAAUUUGGUCUGAAAGGACAUCAUCAGACCUGUGUGCGAGACAGAGCAAUUCGUUCCAUUCUGGCUGUUAGAAAAGUUAGCAGAGAGACUGCAGAAAAAGCUGUGGAUGAGGUUUUUGAUGCCUGCUUCAAUGAUCUGGAACCAUUUGGGAGAAUCCCUCACAGUAAAACAGAUGCAAAACGUGCUUAUAAAGACUUCCUGAAUCGAGAUCGCUACACUGCUAAUUUGUAAAGGAAAAGCAUGAAAAACUAUGUUAAUAACUGGUAGUUCUGUAACAUCUGGAAUUACAGUCUAUGCACACAGUGCUGGUGGAAAGGGGCAGUUCUUUCGAAUGUAUCAAUUCAUUUUGUAAGCUUUUUCAGGAGCCAUCUCCUGUUGAGGUAAACAGAGUAAAUGAACUAGACUAAAAAUACUGUCUUUCCUCACUUGUUCCAGCAAGAUCAUUUAGUAUAUCAACUUGGCAAAUAAUGAUCUGCAUAUUUCAGUGCAUAUUUAAUUCAGUUAUUGAAUAAAUUGUUUCAUAAAAAUCUUCAGUGUUCCAACAUCUUUGAUACGUAGUCAUAAAUUUGCUUAUGGUUAUCAUUCUAUUUGAAAAAAUGGGCAUGUAACUACAGCUCUAUAUGUGUAUUUAACAGCUGAAGCUAAAUCCAAAAUGAACUGCCACAUAUAUCUCAGAGUCAGUCUUUGAGCACCUCUGAAAUCACUGGAAUUCCACCUUGUCUAAUGUCAGUUGUAACAUAAAACCCUUUUACAUAUUAGAAAUUUGACUAACAGUCAAAUUACCAGGCUUACCAGAUCAAACCUACAAACUGGAUAAGUAUUGUUAAAAGUCUCCACCAACCAGUCUUACACAAAAAGUUUGUGUAACUUCCUAUACUCUAAAGCAGGUAAGUUCAGCUCUUCAUCUGAGAAUGGCAGAAGCUCCUAACUUCAUCUUAAAUCUUAGAGAAGUUGUCUCAUUCUGUUUUUAUUUCCAAAUGCAGGGUAUUAUAUUAAUUGUCUUGAACCCUAGAAAGCCAUAUUUUCUUCUUUUUCUUGAAAUAAGAAAUAAGAAUCUACCACAAGUACAGUACAGUUCACUGAAAGAAUGGAGAUGUGGCUCCUCAGUCAAAGGGCUUGUGGGUAUAGCUGCUAGAAGUUGUUACUGGGUCAAGACUGAAGUGUCAUACGAAGCAUCAAGCAGUCCUCUGAUUAUUAUUGUUUCACACUGAUUGCCAAAUAUCUUAGGCCUUCAACUUGAGGUGAGUGGAUUUGUUUAUUUAUUUAUUUUUUUUUUUUCUGGUAGUAUUAGUUCUCAAUGGAAUUUCUGAGAUAGGAAAACUGAUGGAGGCUAUCUUUCAACCACACUGUAUAGAGCAGGGUAAACUAAGUCAGGUUUUUCAGGAGCAAGUUUAGUUGGGUUUGUAUGUGUGUAUGGAUGGAGACUCAGAGUAAUCUUUUCCAGUAUUUAAUAGUGCUUGUAGGUACGUAGACAUGUAUUGAAUAUUUAAAUGGAAUUGCCAUUAUUUCAGUUUUUGCUCAUUUCCUCUCAUCCUUAGGCACCACUGAGAAGACUGGCUCAGUCUUUAUUUCCACCCUUAGAAUCAUAGAAUGUAGCUAUUACUACACAUUUAGAAACUUAGAUAGUUCUUCCUCUGCUGUGGAUAAGUGUGUUUUUGUUUCUCACUGAUCUUAGAGACGUAGGAUUUCUGAAAGCUCAUCUUACUAGUAAAUAUUGAGUCAAUGAAGUCAUCUAGUCUUUUUCAUGUCCUUUGUCACCAAGUUCACUAUAUUGUUCAGUACUGGGCUCACAUUUUCCUUAGUCUUCCCUUUUUAGCUAAUAUUCCUGUAUCCUGUGUUGUUGUUGCUUUCUAUGUUCCUUGCCAGAUUCAACUUCUUAUUUAUUUAUUUAUUUAUUUAUUUUCUGGCCUUUCUAAUGCCAUCCUUGCAUGCUUAGACAGCAUUUCUGUAAGUCCUCCUGAAUCACUCAACUGUGCUUCCACCUACUGUGCUUCCUUUUCACACUUGAGUUUUGUCACAACCUCCUUAUUCAUCCAAGCAGGUCUGCCAUCUUUUCUUGGCUUGCAUAUAGGGAUUGAUCAUUUUUUAAUUUUGAGGAUGUAAUCCUUAUAAGUCAUCUAGCUCUCGCAGGCCCAUCUUCAGGACAUUUUUUCUUUUAAAUAGAUCUGAAUAGAUCCCUUAUGAGGCUGAAAUCUGUUGUCCUGAAGGCUUUAAACUGAAAGAGUCGAAAAUGAUUUUAGCUGUUAGGAAAAAAUUCUUUACUCAGAGUGGUGAGAGUCAUUGGAACAGGUGGCUUAGAAAAGCUGUGGACACCCCGUCUCUGGAGUGCUUAAGACCAGGUUGGACAGGGCUCUGGGCAGCCUGAUUUAGUUGGUGGCAACUCUGCCCAUGGCAGAGGGGUAGAAAUUGGAUUGUCUUUGAGGUGCCUUUUAACCUAGGCCAUUCUAUAAGUUUGAGAGUUUUAGCCAUGCUUUUUGCUUUGUUCCUAUCAUAUGAAGGAUAACUUCUCUAUCUCAGCCUGUUCUUCUCAAAGAGCCUAUCAGCACUCCUGUUGGGUGAGCUAUUCCACUAUAUCUCUGUGACCCUAAUAAAAUCAUUGCACUGCAACUAGAUUCUAUCUAAUCCCUCAUCUUUUAGCUUCAUUCUUCAUAACUGCUUUGUAUAUACAGAACUGCUAAAAAGUCCCUGACAUCUUAAAGUUAUGGAAUGGUACAGAUAGACUACUUCUGUGUUCUCUAAAUUAUUCCUUUAUUCAUCUAAGCACCUAACAAGAUACUCCUCUACAGGGACUAGUUUAUUUUUAAAAACUGAUUUUACAUUAGUCUUUUUGUGCAGUGGCUAGAUGUGAAUCAACAAAGGAACAAUAUGUGAUAAAGUUCAAAGUCUUUUCAUCUGUAUUUCAAAUAUUCAGCCCCUAAUAUAGAAGUACCCUGGGUAAUCGUCAACCAGACACCUGUAAAACCAUAGCAUAAUUCAAUUCCUUGAACUGAAUGAUGUUGACGCUUCUGAGGAGAGAGUGGCCAUUCAGGGGGACAACCUUAAUGAGCCUGGGAGGUGGGCCCAUCUGAACCUCAUGCAGUUCAACAAAGCCAAAUGCAAGACCCUGCACCUGGGUUACAGCAAUCCCAAGCACAAAUGUGGGCUGGGAAGAUACCUGGAACUUGGGCUAUAAGUAUAAGAAUUUUCCAGGUUUUUUCCACAGGUUCCACUGUGUUUUUUCACAAUGAGUUCAGUCAGACAAAACAAAACUAACCAAUCAAACAACUCUCUGUCAUACUACCUGUUGAAUUAAAGCUAUUGAGAAAUAGCAUUAGAAUGCCACCUGCUUCCUGGCUGUGCUUAGGCAACAUAUAAGGUCGCCAUAUAAAUUUGAAGUUUACUCACUUCACCCACACUCAAGAGAAUGUCUCUAUUAGAGGGUCAAAAUUUUGUGGUUCUACUCAUGCUUUCCUUGACUACGAGCAUUUUGCUUGCUUUCAUUCUCAAGGUUUGGAAAGAAGCAGAAAAAACUGGAUGAGAGUGGAAGUAAUGACUACAAGUAUAUUAACGCAGAAUUUAAGUCAUGUUAUAAGGUAGAAUGGUUAUGAAAUGGCCAAUGUUAAUUUAAUUAGGAAAUUAGAAAAUGAAGAUUAAAAGUAUUCUAAAUAGGGUAGAGGACAAGGAAUGUAUAUUUUUUUAUACUGGAAGUGAAAAAUAUAGGGAAAGACUUGAGCCCAGAAUGAGAAAUGUUAAGUGUUUGAGUAAGGAAUUCUUGAGGCUAAAGGAAAAUCAGAUUGUUGUGCAUUCACAUUUAUUUAUUUGUUUGUUUGUUUGUUUGUUUGUUUGUUUGUUUGUUUUUCUGGUAUACUGUAAGGGAACUAAUAUGUCACAGCCUGAACUGAUAAUUGAACACCUGCUGAAGAGGGUGGCUGGCCCAGAAAGCACCGGUCCAAGCAAUUUACUUGUGCUUCCCACGUGACUGGAAGGGAUGAACCAUGAAUCUGCCCCUCCCUGGGCUCAUUUAAGGGCUAGCCUCUGAGGGGAGACUGUUGUCUGGAUGGAAGUUACUUCCUGAGAAGGAGUGUUUGAGACCUAGGGAGCCUAUCUCCAGUCAACUUUUUCCCUAUAUGUGAUUACUAAUGAUCCUAAUGACGCUUUGCCUGAUAUCACAAAGAACUUAGCAGACAAAAUUUCACUGAUUCCAACUACCAACAUAUAGUAAUCCUAUAUUUUAGGAUUACAUUUGAUCAUUUGUGAAGUUUGCCUCCCUUUUUUUGCCUAUGUUUUUCUUCUUCAGAUCCCAAAAUACAUUGCUCUGAAAGUAAAGCCUCCUAUUUAUUUUCACAGAAAACAAUAAUCCACAGUAACACUAUACAAUAGAGCAAGCUAUUGUUUACAAAACACUGUUUUUCAGUAUAGCUACCACCACUACCUAUGCACUUUUGCCAGCUAUGAACAAGAGCCUGCAAGUUGCGGCUGUAAAAAUCUGCACCAGUAGAGGUGACCUGCUGCCACAACUGCUGAAAUGCACUGCCUCACUGUGAUUGCAUCCAUUAUUUGAUCUUCAUAAAUGUUCAUCAAAUGUUGACGAAUGUCAAUAGUGCAACUUUCUCUGCAUGAAGGAAUUCAGUUACACACCUUUGCUUCCAUGUCAGAUGCUAUUUUGUCAGACUGCCCCUCUGUCUCAUGGCAACAAACGUAAUAAAAUAUCAGCAGGAAGCUUCAGCCUUUAAUUCCAUACCACCAACAUCUGAUCCUGAUGUCAUGGACCAACAUCAAAUAGGAGGUACUUUUGGAGAAGCCCUCAUAUAUCACUUUUAUUUCCAAUUUUUCUAUGUCUUGCCCUGCAGGACUAGGGAGACUGCAGUAAGUCUUUUACCCAUAUUAAUAAGUAAGUGAUUUAGAAUCAAAUAAUGACUUUUAGAUUUUAAACCCAAGUGGCAUUAAAUGGAUUAUUUUACUCGCAUGGUCACAAUUAAACUAAUCACCAAAACUGGGAUCAGAAAGGAAAUUUCUCCCAAUUAAUUUGGUAGAGAUGACUCUCUUUCCUUAUUCUGUAGUAUGGAGAUUGAAGCAAUACCCUGAAGGCUGAAAAAAGGAGGUAUUGUAGUCACUGUAGCAAUUGCCCUGAAGGAAUGAUAAAGCUGGGCAUUGUGUGCAUAGGGACACAGUUAGAUGCCAGACUAGGAGCAAGACUGUCUACAAUCCAUUAGAAGCUCAGCUAGAGUCUAUGCCAGACACCCAUGACACUCAGAAUAGGAGAUAUCACAAAUAAUAAUAUGUAGCAUAAACAGAACACACAGUGCUGCUAAUUGCUGGCAUCUGCUAAUUGCUGGCAUCUGCAUGCAUGCUUACCAUGUGAGCAGAGCAGUAGUCCUUGAGAGUAGACCAUAGACAGUAGACCAUAGACAGUGUAAUAUAAUAGAUAAAGACCUAAUUAAAUGCACAUGAUAGAGCUGUUGCUUGCUUUGGAUUUAAGCAGUUGAACAGCUGGACACUGUCCUGUGCUUUUCAGUCACCAGUGCAUAGCAUUAUGCUUACUGACUAUUAUUGCUGUUCUGAAUGAAGAUGCCUGGGUGACCUGUCCAACACUUAACUGAUCUGUGAUGGUGGCAAGGCUGAGUCAAGGGGAAGUCAGAAGAUUUCAAGUGCCUGACAGGCUUUCAGUCUGGGAGGAAAAUAUUCUCCCACUAUCUCCAGAAUUAGGCAGCCUCAGAACGGACUAUUUUCUGACUGCAGCUUUGGGCUUCUGCAGCCCACCUACUUAUUUUACACACCUAUGUGCUUUGGAUCUAAAUGUAAUUCUGUAAUUUUUGCUGGUAAGGAUUCAAUCAUUUAAUUAGUCUCAAGCCCAUUGAACCCUGUCCUCACAGGCUUCCCAGAGAGAUAGUGAAUAAAUACCCUAUCCUCAGAGACAUUCAGGGUCAGGCUGGACAGGGUUCUAAGCAACCUGAUCUAGCUAUGGGUGUCCCUGUUUCCUGCACGGGAGUUGGGCUAGAUGACAUCUAAGGGUCCUUUUGAACUCUCAAGAUUCUAUGAUUCUAGGGUUCUCAUCUGUGUCUCAAUAGCAAGCUGCACGAAGAAGAUGAUAGCAAAGAUAGCCACUUCUCCUGUGCCCUGAACAGAGAAUGAUGUGUCACCACCUCCUGAACAGGAAAUAAAUACCCAGAAAAUAUUUGUACGUAAACACUUCCCUCACAAAGGAGAAAGCAAUAUAUCCAAACGGUGUCUGCAAUAUUUGAUCAAGCUUGAGUUGUCCAGGCUGUUUGUGGUGGAAUUUAGGUGGACUGCACAUAUUCCCAGGUGUAACACAAUACAUACCUGCAGGUAGCAUUGCUUCUGGGGGUAACCAUUAAUGCAUAUCUCUCAGAAAGUCACUUUGAUUGUUCUGGAGAAAGUAGCAUCUUGCCCAAGAUUCCAGAAACCUGUACUUUCAGUAGUUCUGCAGAAUUUCACAUGGAGAUUUCAUAAUCUUAUUUUCUCCAGGUGAUUCUAUCCGGGGCUGACAUAAUCGCAUGACUGAAUAUCCAAACAGGAAAAAAAAAAAA